AUGGGUUGCGUGAUCGAGAAGCUGUAUCGCGGAAAGGUUUUCACGACCCAGUCUAGUACUUUCUCGUUCGUUACCAGAUAUAACUAACUCUCCAGCAGUGUUUACCAGGUUUAUCAUGGCGGUUAUAUGGGAGUUGGUCAAAAGCGAUGACGCGGUUUUGUACAUGGAUGACGUAAUCUUGUGGAAGGAUGUACAUGUAGACAUGAAGUAGUUUUAGAAAGCGUAAUGAAAGCGUUAUUCAGUGGACCAGUUUUUAGGCAUUACAAUCAUUCACUUGAGACAGGGAUUUAUACGGAUGUGUCGAAGUUUGGAAUUAGUUUUGUUUUAGUGAGAUUCUGGGAAUAAUUUGUGGCAUACAGUGUUCUACAUGAGCCUACAUUCGGUUGGGAUAUGCGGGCACACUAUCCUCCGCCAAACCGCUAUAUAAGGCGCACCACAGACCUCCGUAGGGCAUUCAGUUCGGCCAGCGUUUGGCGAAAAGACCUCCAGGAGGAGCUAGCAGAAACGGACCAACGGCCAAGGAUCAGCGGCAGUGGAGGUACUCGCGGCCGCGUGACCCGACGACUAUUGAGCUGCCAUCUCGGGAGUCCGGCGUCAAUCCGCAUCCAUCGUGGAGCUGUACGGCCCUGGGAACGAGACAAGACGCCCAGAGCCAACCAGCCGUCCUCUCGCCUUGAGGACUGCAGCCACCCUGAAGCGAUAGAACACAUUGCUUACUUACGAAUAAAGACCCAAUUACUGUAUAAUUCUCCCGUCUUCGCCUCUGGGACCCAGGUCGGAUUCUCUCCAGCAAACGCAAAUAUUGAAUGUCGAGUUAUGGUCUGAAAAAAAUCCGAUUCG
Molecule: messenger RNA, 840 nt
Organism: Drosophila yakuba
Lineage: Eukaryota; Metazoa; Arthropoda; Insecta; Diptera; Drosophilidae
Exons: 2
Coding region: 391-825 (144 amino acids)
Source: RefSeq, a predicted model, not a curated record